AUGUCAACAACACCGAGGAGAUCAACUCCAACAGUCUUUGAGCAGCAGCGAGCGGAACUGGUGCGGGAAAUCGCAGUGGGUAUGGAGCAAGUACUCCAAAACAUCAACCGCCUAAACCGCAACCUGGAAAGUAUCAUUGCAGUUGGCAAUGAGUUCAGUUCCGUCGAAGCUCUCUGGUCACAGUUUGAGAACUUCAUGGGCCGCUCUGAAGAGAGUGAGCAGAACGGGACGAGGCCAGGUGAAGGGCAACGUGAUGGAGAGGAAGGAAGGGAAGGCCAUGAUCAGAGUUUCACCGAGGGAGCAUCGACCAGUCACUAG
Messenger RNA from Aspergillus udagawae, 318 nucleotides. RefSeq names its product DASH complex subunit DAD1. The transcript has 3 exons. The record is from RefSeq and is a predicted model, not a curated record. Bases 1 to 318 code for a protein of 105 amino acids. Gene Ontology annotation, cellular component: mitotic spindle pole body; mitotic spindle; DASH complex. NCBI's taxonomy places the organism in Eukaryota, Fungi, Ascomycota, Eurotiomycetes, Eurotiales, Aspergillaceae.